This is a messenger RNA of Bombus huntii, 2609 nucleotides long. RefSeq lists its product as uncharacterized. Bases 598 to 2538 code for a protein of 646 amino acids. NCBI's taxonomy places the organism in Eukaryota, Metazoa, Arthropoda, Insecta, Hymenoptera, Apidae. Gene Ontology annotation, cellular component: HAUS complex; mitotic spindle microtubule. Gene Ontology annotation, molecular function: microtubule binding. Gene Ontology annotation, biological process: spindle assembly. The record is from RefSeq and is a predicted model, not a curated record. The transcript is spliced from 8 exons.
CUUUUGGUUACAAUAAUGAGACAAAAAAGUGUAUCGAACAUCAGAUCUACAUGAUACAGCAUUUAUGUUAUUAAUUACAAAUUACAAGUUCAUAUAUUAUACUAUUUAGUAUGUACAAUAAUAAUACUAGAGAGGAAAUUUCCUUUCUGAUAAUACAUACCAAUAAUACAUACAAUAAUACAUACCAAUUUAUUUAUUUAAAAUACUUUCGAGACUUUAAUUACAGAACAGCUUGCUUUUCCAUAAAAUAUACAAAUUUACUACAAACAAGAAAUUUUCAAAGUUUCAAAUUUGAUACAAUUAUAAAUAUCCGUUUAUUAAAACCCAAGAUCAUAAAUUAAAUAGACAUACAUAUGUAUAGAGCAGUCAUCUAUUUACUAUAUCAGUUUCGCUUCUGUAAUGGAGCAAGUAUGUGGUUUUAAAAUUCAAAUGCUCUAACACAGCCGUUAAUAACAAGAUUUUCCUUCAUCUUGUAUUAUGUUAUAAAGUGAUCUAAAUAUUUACCGAUUGAAUUAUGUUCUUUAUAAUUCUGUCAUUAUAAUUGAUAUUACCUAAUUACCUAAUUCUGUACGAAGCUAUCAAUUUUAUAUCGAUGUAAUGGCCGUAAGUGCAUCUUUCCAUCGAAAUGUACUUUUACUAUCUCAAGUAAUUCAACCUAGUGAUGAGUUCAAGAAAUAUUUUCGCGAGGGAAUGUUUGACAAACCCAACACAGUAGGCUUUUUACAUAUUUCAUAUUACUUAUUAACAAUAUAUGAUUCAGAACGUUUUAAAAAGCUAAUUGAAUGGCCUAUAAUUUGCAAAAAGACUGAAGCAAAGUAUCGUAACAGUGUCAAAGACUACUUAGUAAUUAUAUCUGCAGAAAAUCCUGACAUUGGUUUUCCAAGUAUACUUAUAUCUCACUUAAUUCAUGCAGGUGGAAGUAAAUUUACAAUCAUUAUGUGGAAAUUAUCCCAAGUAGUUGUAAGAAGAUAUAUUAUGCGAGAAACUAUCUAUGAUGUUGCGUUUGCACCACAAGUAGGAAAUAAAGGAAAUCUAGCAAAACAAUUUUUACAAGAAAUUAAUGCAAGAAUUGAUUCCAAUAUUUUGAAUCAACAUAAAAAUUUAUCCAGAAUGAAGGAUAUAGUUGAAUCUGUUUUAAAGAACGAGAAGGAAACAUUAGAUAAUAUUAUAGCAGAUAUUUUUGAAAAAGAACUAUUAAUUGCAAGUCUCUCAGAAACUGCACCUGUACAUGAUUCAAUUAAGAAAUAUUUAAGGGACAUAAAUAAUGAUAAAAUAAUAAAAACAUGGAAAAUGAAUAUAAGUAAAAGCUUAAACAAAAUACAAAUACAAAAUAAAGCUUUAAGAGAUGUAGAGCAGGUCAUGUAUGAAGUGAAUAAUAUAAUCACAAAUAAUAGUAGUGAUAUUAAAAUAUUAAAUGCAAAACCAUUACAAAAAAUAAAUCAUUUGGAAAUUUCAGAAUUAUUUUCUCCAGAUAUGCAAUGUCUUCUAUUUCAAUUAUAUAAGGAUGAUAAAUUAAUGCUAAAUAAUUUUAUUCUAUUAUUUAAUUUUCUCCUGACUCAGUUGCAAAACCAAUUGAAAUUAAAUAUAUUAGAGGACUUUUCGGAAUGUUUAUUACAAAUAGAAGCUAGUCAUACAGAUCUAAAAGCAGCGCUCGAUAUAAUUCAAACAUAUCUGACAGAUAUCACUAAAAUAGUAUCUGAGACACAAGAUAUUUUAUGUCAGAAAAAUAUAAUACAAAUCCAUGAUGAUGAUAUAUUACCUAUGAUGAAUGUGGUCAUGUCAUCGCCUCUCAUUAAAAUUGAUACUGAUUAUAGUGAUGAAGGAAGUAAUCUUCAGAAACGACUGCAAUUAACUCCAGUAGAAGCUCCACAUAAAUCACUAUUUUCGAGGUAUGAACGGCUAAAACAAAAUCGAGCAUCACAUGGACCAAAAUUAAGAGAAAAUUUAUUAGUAUCACGAAUCAAUUUUAAAGACACAAUUACAAGUGUAAAUAGUGAACAGUCAUCCUUAGAUACGCAUAUGGUCUUAUCUAAAAAAAAUGUAUUGUCUUCCAAACAUGCAGAAAAAUAUUCACGAUUAUUUUCGACUCGUAUAAAAAGAAAUAAUAUAACAGCAACAGCAGCAGCAAACUCAAGCAUAAUAUCUAUACCUUGUUCUUCAAAUGCGAAUUCUACAGCAAUUACAAAUUGCAUAAUUGAAGAAAUGCAUGAUAUAUCAGAGCUUAGUCUAAACAUUUCAACAAAAAGUCUUUGUAACAUAAAUGUAGAAUUUGCCACACCAAAAAAAUUGGUCGCCGAACAAGAUAAAUCUGAAAACAUAUUGGAAAUGGAAGAUGUAGUAAAUGAUCUUCCAAAUAAAGCUAAUGUGAUUGAUAUAUGUGACACAAUAGAUGUAGAGAUUAAAAAUAAUGACGAUGAUGCUAUCAGUAAAACCGAACAAAGUAAACAUCGCAGACGUUCAAUCGGUGAUUUAGUUGAACGUUAUAAAAAGUUACUUGAAUUAAGCAAUCGGACAUCAAAUCAAAAAUUAGUUACAUAAAAUAAAUAAUUGUAAGAAUUUACAAACAUGUAUGCAAUGAAAUACAUUUUUAUAUUUUUUUUUUAAAUGAA